GUUCCAAUGACCAAUAGUUGUCCUGCCGUCGUAUUGUCGUAAUCAUUGAGUCUGUCUGUGUAGUUCUUGGCAAGACGUUUCUUAAUGUUCAUAUUUAUAUUCCUCUAUUCUGGGAAAUGUAAUAAAUCAUAAAUGACUCGAUUGAUAAUGGUCACUAAAUAGUAAAUAGUCAAUACAGUGACAGUCUACUGGUAGUGCUUGUGCGUUCAGCCAGUCGCUAGUUGAUACCUCGCGAGUGAUCGGAUAUUUUUACUUCAGUUAAAAACAAAUGUUUCUGUUUUUGUUUUAACUUAGUGUAUUUCAACUCUUUCAUUGAUUUCAACUGUCGUAGUGUUUAAAUAUCUUAAAUGGUYGACUUACAACGCAAUUCACUGACUUCUGGCAACACGUUUUGAUUUGAUUUUUUCUCAACGGCUCGCAGUUAGUUACUUAUCUCCAAAUUGGCUAUUUAGUGUUAAUUUGGUGUGAACAAACAUUAUUGACGCUAUUUUGAAGAUUUUAUAGGUUCAAAACACACGAAAAUACAAUAAAUAUCUAUUAUUUAUUUAUUUUACUUACUAUUCAGAUUAUAUUGGUGGAAUAUCAACUAAWUAUAUUAUGAAUUGAUGUUUAUGAUUCAAAAUGUCAAUAAUCAUAAAAUCUGAACCUAUUAGUGGAGUAGUAGAGUUGUCAUCAGAUGAUGAAGAAACUGUAUCAACACUAGCAACCAUUGAAAUUGAAAUUCCUAAUACCAGACCUACUGGACGCCCUUCAACACCAGAUACACAAUGUUCCAUUUGUCUCGAUGAUUUAACGAAUAAAUGUCAUUCAGAUACAUGUUGGCAUUUAUUCUGUUUCGAGUGUUUAUUACGAUGGUCAAAUUCUGAAGCAACUUGUCCUUUAUGUAAGAAAGGUUUCAAAUCUAUCCAUCAUUCAUUUAAAGAAAGUAAUGUCCAUGAAACAUAUGAUGUUCCUUCAAUGGGCAGAUUACCAUCACCAAGAAUAUACAUAAGACCAUUUAGUGAAAUGUCAGAUGAUAUAGAUAGAAACGAGAGAAUGAGAAGUAUUCUUCAGACUACAUAUGAUGGUAAUGGAUUGGACUUGAACCACAAUAACUCGAUUCCAUUCAUGGAAGAGUUAUCUGGGAACUACCCACGUCCUAAUUUACAAAGGCCUCUCAUUGGUCAAGGAACAAGAAUACGAGUGUAUGUCAACUGUAUGUGGUCUGAACCAUUGCCUGAUACAACUGGCCGUUUUAGGGAUUGUACCUCAGCUUUCUAUCGAGAUAAUCCAGCACAAACAUAUAGACUACAUGGAUUCAUUCUUAGAGAUGUGGUUGCAGUAAGGGAAACACUAAGAUUAGACAGCCAGUUAGACAUGCCAGUUCCAGUUAAUAUUGAUGUUGCUGUGACAAAUUUAAUAAUGCGAUCACUUGUAAUGUAUGAUAUUAGACAUUUACAUUUGGUCGGAAUCUUAAGCCCUUUUCUAGGUGGCCGUUCUGCACAUUUUUGCCAUGAACUAUAUAAUUUUGCUAACAGUCCAUAUGACAUAAAUGGCUAUGAUCGCAAUGUUCAAUAUACUCAUCAACCAUAUGAUCCUAUUCGGGCAAAUUUGGAACCAUUUCAACCAAUCCAUGUUGUUGGUGAAACUAUUGUAUUAGAUUCAGAUAAUGAAGAUGUUAUAAGGCCGCGUAUAAUGGACGUUAUUGAACUUAUUUCUAGUGGUGAUGACUCCGAUGUUGAAUUUCUAAGUCAUACCUUCCAUCCUAUAAAUCCACUUGAUUCUGCCUCUAUUGACGAACCAUCUACAUCUACUGGAAUUCGMGAUUCAUUAGAUCGACCAAACAAUAGAUAUAAUUUAAGGAGACGAAGAAUAUUCUCACCAACUAUAAAUGAUUCUUCUAAUUUUCAAUCUUUCUAUGAUGGUUUACCUCGAAUGUCAUGUCCAUCUCAAACAAGAGGAGGAAGGCCCAUUUUAGAUUCUUCAUCAGAUGAUGAUGAAGUAUUAACUGCUACUCGAGAUUCUCGAGCUGCUCAUUUAAAAUCUAGAAAUGUUAAUGACAAAAGGAAAAAAAAGACAAAGAAAAAUAAAAAGAGAAAGAGAAAAAUAAACACUAAUGAUUCGCGGUCUGAAUCCCGCAGUACCAACAGAACUCGUUCAUAUUCAGGAUCAUCUUCAUCUUCAGGAGAAUUGGAUGUCACGCCAUUUAAUAGUUUUAUUCUACCUAUAUAAUUCUAUUUACUAAUAUUAAUUUUUCAAGAAGAAAAAUAUUUUAUUUGUCUGACUCAGGACCUAAUAAAAGAUCAACACAAUGCCUGAAGUUUUUUUUAUUGUUAUCACUUCUCCUAAAAAUCAGUAACUCAUUUAAUUCUGUUUUAGUUUUAUUAAAAAAAAUUGUCAUACUWAAGAUUUAUGAGCAAAAAGUGAUAAAAUUAAUUGUUGUUUAAAUAUUAAAAUAACUUAACUUAAAUGUAUGUUAAUUUAU
Diuraphis noxia (Russian wheat aphid) is the source of this 2464-nucleotide messenger RNA. Its product is annotated as Topoisomerase I-interacting protein. Lineage: Eukaryota; Metazoa; Arthropoda; Insecta; Hemiptera; Aphididae. Gene Ontology annotation, molecular function: ubiquitin protein ligase activity; metal ion binding. The record is from RefSeq and is a predicted model, not a curated record. Gene Ontology annotation, biological process: protein polyubiquitination; protein monoubiquitination.